Molecule: messenger RNA, 750 nt
Organism: Rhodamnia argentea
Lineage: Eukaryota; Viridiplantae; Streptophyta; Magnoliopsida; Myrtales; Myrtaceae
Product: small polypeptide DEVIL 13-like
Exons: 1
Coding region: 156-530 (124 amino acids)
Biological process (GO): negative regulation of cell population proliferation
Source: RefSeq, a predicted model, not a curated record
UGAAGUCAUUUGAAGAGGCAUCGCUCCUUAAGAACACCCCUGCUCGCUCACACACACACACACACACACUCUCUCUCUCUCUCUCUCUCUCUCUCUCUCUCUCUCUCUCUCUCUACCUCUACCUCUUCGCUUCAGACACUCAUUGGAGCUUGAGCAUGGACGAAACGUGGAACAAGAUGUCGAAGAAGGAAGCAGGCGCUUCAUCGUCUUCAUCUUCGAAGCCUCGUCUUCUGAGAAGUUUCUCUCAGAAGAUCACCUCCUCCUCUAAAUCUUCGCUCCCACGAAGCCUCUCCCUCAAGAACACUGCAUCCUCCUCCAACAAUAACAACAGCAGCAGCAGCUCGUCUCUCACGAGAAGCUCCUCCUCCAAGAGCGCGAGCGCGAGCGCUCUAGGGAGGAACCCGUCGCAGAAGGGAGGGUCGAACCUGACCCGCAAGUACAGCAACCUCGCCAAGGAGCAGAAGGCCCGGUUCUACAUCAUGCGCCGGUGCGUCGCCAUGCUCGUCUGCUGGCACAAGCACGGCGACUGAUCUAUCCGAAGAGCACCCGGCAUUCGGUCUAGUUUAGGAUCCGGCAAUGGAGAAGGCUAAAUUCGAUUGGUCCGCUGCGAUCUCGUCACGUAAGUACGUAGAGAGAUCAAGAGAAUGCGAAUUACGAUACGUAUAGGUAGGUAAAUGUAAUGUCGUCCUCUUUGGGUUACGCAUCUGGGGUCAGGGUUUGGAGGAUAUUGACGAAAUCAGCAAUCUCUCU